AUGAGUCAAUACGUUCAUGUUCCAAAAUCUGAACUAGAUGAAGCCCAGCUUCGCCAACUCGAGGAGCAUGAAAUCUCGCAGGGGCCACUAUCAGUGCUUCAGCAAGCAGUCCGCAACCAUGCUCAAGUUUUGAUCUCUCUGCGCAACAACAAAAAACUGCUGGCUCGAGUAAAAGCCUUUGACAGACAUAGUAACAUGGUCCUGGAGAAUGUCAAGGAGGAACGUCCAUCCCCUUUCACUACUAUUCAAGAGCCUCGUCUGAUGGUUAAUUCACAGAUGUGGACCGAGACCCCCAAGGGAAAGAACAAGAAACCAGUCAACAAGGAUAGGUUCAUCAGCAAGAUGUUUUUGCGAGGCGACUCAGUCAUCCUGGUUCUGCGUAAUCAGGCAUAG
This is a messenger RNA of Coprinopsis cinerea okayama7#130, 393 nucleotides long. RefSeq names its product pre-mRNA splicing factor. The record is from RefSeq and is a predicted model, not a curated record. The coding region runs from base 1 to 393 and encodes 130 amino acids. Gene Ontology annotation, cellular component: U5 snRNP; precatalytic spliceosome; U4/U6 x U5 tri-snRNP complex. The transcript is spliced from 5 exons. NCBI's taxonomy places the organism in Eukaryota, Fungi, Basidiomycota, Agaricomycetes, Agaricales, Psathyrellaceae. Gene Ontology annotation, molecular function: RNA binding. Gene Ontology annotation, biological process: spliceosomal snRNP assembly; RNA splicing.